Messenger RNA from Aureobasidium pullulans EXF-150, 2303 nucleotides. RefSeq names its product WD40 repeat-like protein. Gene Ontology annotation, biological process: positive regulation of anaphase-promoting complex-dependent catabolic process; positive regulation of ubiquitin protein ligase activity; anaphase-promoting complex-dependent catabolic process. The transcript is spliced from 3 exons. The record is from RefSeq and is a predicted model, not a curated record. NCBI's taxonomy places the organism in Eukaryota, Fungi, Ascomycota, Dothideomycetes, Dothideales, Saccotheciaceae. Gene Ontology annotation, molecular function: anaphase-promoting complex binding; ubiquitin ligase activator activity; protein binding. The coding region runs from base 316 to 2103 and encodes 595 amino acids. Gene Ontology annotation, cellular component: anaphase-promoting complex.
UAUUCCUCCCGAGACCACUCCCAAGCGCCGUUGGUUUCAUCUGCCUUGACCAUGCCUUAUCCUCUUUCCGUCCCCGUCGCCCUCUCAAACGCUCAACCCUCUGCAAAUGGUCGCAUCAUGUUCCCAUCUCAGCAGAGGUCCAGUGAGAACAUCAGACUCGGUGCUCAGCCCGCUUCAAAGACUUAGCAACCUUCGAAACCGGCUCCAGGCUCAUGGCUGGCCACUCGUCGUUCGGACCGUCGCGUCUCUCCGAUCUCUGUCAAGCCAGCACCUCUACCACCUGUCUGCCCCUUUCUAGAUGGAUGUAAUGAUGACAUGGAUAUUGAUAUCGACCAUGACCUUCCAGAAAGUGACCCUAUGGAAGAUGUCGUCUACACACCUCAGCCAGUCGAUCCACUCGUUUGUCGGCCCUCUCUACGCAUGCAUCAAUAUCGCCCGAAUGUCAGGCCUUCGAAAGCACCCGAUCGCUUUAUUUUCGCUAGAGAUCCCAAUUUCCACGCUCGAGAACGCUACAUAACCUCCAGUCCACCGCAAGAAUUGAGCUUCCAUGAGAGAUGGAAUCGUCGAGAAUCUCAUGCCCUUGAUGCCUUCGGAGCAAGAACAAAGGUCACUCGACCAGAACCUGCAUCACCAGAUGUUCCCAGACUCUUUCGGGCUCCGACCUCGUUCAUGACUAGCCGUGUCGAUCCUUUUGACCCUGUUCGGGAGAUGGGUCAAGGUGGUGCAUGGAAUAUUGCAGGGCCAUCUUCAGCAAUGCCAACGGACGGAGUUCGAAGUACGAGCAACGGUAGAGGUGGUCACACCACCAGCGGGACGAACGCGCCUAUGGUCAGAUGCGAUUUCUCCGACAACGUGCAGGACAAUCCUGAUUGGCUACACAUGCAUGGAAAACGUGUGGGUGCUGCGAUGGACUUUGAUCAAGCCAACCGAGUACUGGACCAUGGAUCUGGUCCAAGAUCUCCUGUAAGCUCACCCAACAUCGACACUGCUCGCUUUGGCCCGACUAUCUGGCGGGACAAUGCAUGGACGAAACCUGGUUCUCCUCCACUGCACCGUCCACGCACCAGACCAAAGAAGACUGUUCCGAUCAUUCCUUUCAGAGUCCUAGAUGCGCCGGCUCUCCGCGACGACUAUUACUGUUCUCUCUUGGCAUACUCGGAUACUGCAAAGUGUCUUGCCGUCGGUCUCGGAACGCAGGUGUAUACUUGGUCCGAGAGUCGAGGAGUCGAGACCCCGGACAACCUGUCACCACCAUUCUCUGGGCAUGUCACAUCGCUUUCGUUCUCGUCAACAGAAGGUGGAAAGUCCAUAUUAGCUGUUGGUCGAGCCGAUGGGCACAUAUCACUCUGGUCUCCAUCGGAACUGGGCCCACGACUCGAUUACACUCAUCGCUCGGCAAUAUCGUGUGUCUGCUUCAGCCCUCGGACCUUCCGUAGAGCAUCCGCCAGGCAUCCAAGAACCAGUGUGCAGGCCGAGUAUCUUCUCGUCGGUGAUGAAGAUGGCCAUGUCUACCUGUAUUCAGUGGAGUGGCCACCCGAGAAUGAUGUGGAUAUUUUUGCUUGGUCUGGCAGCAUGACUGUUCUUGCCCGCUUUGAUGUUCACACGCAACAGAUCUGUGGACUGGCCUGGAGUCUUGACGGCCAAUACUUUGCAUCGGGUGGUAAUGAUAACGCAAUGUUCAUCUUCGAAACACGACGGAUUCUGCAUUACGAAGAUCCAAAGACAACACCUCUGAUCAUGGUGCAUCACGAUUAUGUCUACAACUCGCCGUCAGGUCAAGACGAAGCAUUACGAAUCUUGCCCGGCCGAGAAAACCACCGCUACUUGCUGAAUGCGGCAGUAAAAGCAUUGGCAUUCUGUCCGUGGCAGCCAUCGUUACUGGCAGCGGGUGGUGGUAGUAAUGACCGUUGCAUUCACUUUUACCACACCACAUCAGGAGCAAAACUUGCAACCAUUGAUUGUUCGGCACAAGUGACGAGCUUGAUCUGGAGUCGUACUCGUCGGGAAAUUGCUGCUACCUUUGGAUUCACACAGCCGGAUCAUCUUAUCCGUGUGGCGGUCUUCUCAUGGCCGACAUGUGAAUGUAUCGUUCGGAUUCCUUAGCAAAAUGAAGAACGUGCUCUUUGGGCCAUUGGAUUUCCAGGCGGACCAGAUGCAUCAAUGAAUGUCGAAGGAACUGGAGGGUCAUCAGCAAGAGAAGGCACACCAUGGUAUGCAAGACGGACAAGUGCAGAAGGCUGCCUGGUCAUAGCCUCGAGCGAGGCGAGCAUCAAGUUCCAUGAGGUCUGGAGCGAGGAUCCGAC